Molecule: messenger RNA, 1677 nt
Organism: Paramecium tetraurelia
Lineage: Eukaryota; Ciliophora; Oligohymenophorea; Peniculida; Parameciidae
Exons: 2
Source: RefSeq, a predicted model, not a curated record
AUGAAAAUUUUAUCUUUUACGUUCAUAAUUUUCUUGGGGUUUACUUAUUAAGUGAAAUAUGAGAAUAUAUGCAGUGAUUGCAGUUAGCUAAAAUCACAAAGAGAUUGCGAAUAACAAUAAAGUGUAAAUGGAACUUGCGAGUGGAUAAUUACUUAGGGAAAUACAGCAGCAAAAUGCUAACUUGUAAAUAAAGUGGUAAUUUAAAAAUACACACCAUAUUGUGAGCUUGUAGAUAAGCCAGAAAUAAACUGUGCUAAAACCUUAGGAUGUGCUUAUGUUGAAUCAAAAUGCACGCACUUUACAGGAUGUCCAGCAUAUGUUAAAACUAAAACAACAGAUUGCUAAGCUAUAUCCAAUAUUUGUGUUAGUGAUGGAAAUGCAUGUAUUGAAGCUAAGGAGUGUAAGGCUUACACAUAAUAAUAAUGUGAAUCUAUUCCAAGUAUCUCAGGUAAUUUGAAAUGUAAAUGGGAUAGAACUGCUGGAAAUUGCAGAGAUUAUACGUGUGCAGAAGCAAAUGCUGUCUUUAAUACAGAUGAAAAAUGUUCAAGCUGGUUGGCUGGUUGCGUGACAAAUGGUUAAGGUUGCGUUAAUGCUCCAAGACCUGCAUGUUCUACUUACACAGGAAAUGAUACUGCUUGUUCAUCAUUGAUUGGAUCAGAUGGAUAUUGUGAAUUGGCAACCGGUACAACUAAAUGCAAAGCUAAAGAAUGUAUAAAUGCUCCCAAAUCAUUAACUACUGAUAAUGACUGUUAGAUCUAUUAAAAAGGAUGUAUCACAACAGGAAAGGGUUGUAUUUUUGCAACAGCAAAACCAUUAUGUUCAACCUAUUCUGGUGAUAACACCACUUGUGUUGGAUAUAUUGGAUCAGAUGGAGUUUGUGAAGGUGACACAGGAGGUACCAAAUGCAGACUCAGAAAAUGCGAAACUUGGGAAUAUAAUACUGAUGAACUUUGUAAAUAAAACCAAAGUAAUUGUAUUACAAACGGAAAAACAUGCGUUUCAGCAUUAUAAGCUUGUGAUACAUAUAAAGGAACUGCUAUCACUUGUGCAGUAUAUAUUGGCACAGAUGGAUAUUGUAAAGGAACAAGUGAAACUAAUGAAGCAUCAUGCUAACCAAAGGUUUGUGACGAAGCUCCAGAUACAACUACAACAGAUGAAGAUUGUGGCAAAUAGUAAGUUGGAUGUGUUACUACAGGAAAAGGUUGUGUUACAAAGGCUAAUUUGAAAUCUUGUACUGCAUAUGAUGGAGAUGCAACUAGUUGCUAAUUUAGAGUAGGAACUGAAGGAAAAUGUACAUGGAAGAGUGGAACCACAUGUGUCGCUAGAGAUUGUGCUUCUGCAGCAAGUAAUGUAAAUACUAACCCACUUUGUGCUAAUUAUUUCACUAAUUGUGUCACAACUGGAUCUGGAUGUGUUUCAUAAACUACAUGUGAUUUAACUGUUAAAUAAUAAAGUUGUGAAGGUACAAAUAAUUGUUCAUGGUAACCAAUAUGUACUAGUAAUACAUAAUGCAGUGAUUUUUAGAAAAAAUCAAUUUGUUUAGCAAAUUCAGCUAGAAUUAAAAAAUUCGAUAAAAAUGAUGAAAAUGGAAAUCCAACCAACAAAAUGUGGUUGGUUGAAUAAUGCUUGCAAAGAAUUGGCUUGUUCAGAUUUAACCGGAGCUUUUUACAACACUGA